AUGAUUGAUUUUGACACCCCAAUCGAUGAACUCACUAAUGUACAUACAAGCCAAUCACCACCGUCGAAUGUUCACCAUCAGAAUCAACCUCAACAAUUGUUGCUGUCAGAAAUGAAUCCAGAUAAUCCGUUGACCAGUGAGAGUCUGUCAUCGCACGACUCUGAAGAUAGCAAUGGUUUCAUUCGAGUCGACGAACCUUUCAUCGAUCCAUUGCUGUCUGAGUAA
Messenger RNA from Anisakis simplex (herring worm), 225 nucleotides. The record is from the annotation of a GenBank genome assembly. Lineage: Eukaryota; Metazoa; Nematoda; Chromadorea; Rhabditida; Anisakidae.